UAAUUUAACCGACAACCCGAAACAGUGCACUGCAUCUGGACUCAUCGGCGUUGCUGUGCUCCCAAUCCUAUUUACGCAGAGAGAGCCACUGAAACAAAACAACGAUCUAAUUCAAGUUUAAAUUUUCAGUUCUGUUCUGCUUCUAAUGGCGAGUUUCAGAAACGCUGCGAUCAACGUCUUCAGAGCGAUCAAUACUAGCAAAGCCACCAUCGCUGCUUCCACAAACUCUCUUCACACUCUCAGGCCCCUUUUUUGUUAUUCUAGGUUUACCCCUUUCUCUUCCCACACUGAAGCUGAAUCCCUGCAAAUCGAUUUAUCUAACGAAGAAAGCAAAAGAUGCUUGUUUAACCGGCUAUUGUAUAGAAGCAAACAACGAGGGUUCCUGGAACUCGAUUUGGUCCUCGGGAAAUGGGUUGAGGAAAACAUUCACUCCUUGGAUGAAAAUCGGAUUAAGGCUCUCAUUCAUGUUCUCGAUCUGGAGAAUCCAGACUUAUGGAAGUGGAUAUCAGGACAGGAGCAACCCCCAGAAUCAGUCAGCGCAAACCUGGUCUUUGCUGCAGUGCGGGAAAGAGUUAAGAAAAACCUUGAUAUCCAUUCUGCUCCUGAAGUAAGAGCAACGCCUGGCCAACCAUGGGUAAGAGGCUGGGAUGAUAUCAAGAAAGGACAAGAUGGUCCUGUUUCUGGAAAUCAGUAGCUUGACAUUCAAUGAUCAUACCAUCUAUUACAAUGAAUGAAAUUCGGUCCACCAUUUUUUACUUUGUAACUAUAAAUAACUAAAUAAGGGCUGGGUAACUGCAACUUAAAAGGUUUGUAUUAGCUGCUAGAAAUCAGUAAAGGGGUUUAAACUGGAUGAUUGUGACUUUCUUGAAAUCUUUACUCUUCAUCUGUUUUAUAUCCAGUAAGUUUAUUGUUUAGUGAUGUCA
Molecule: messenger RNA, 923 nt
Organism: Glycine soja
Lineage: Eukaryota; Viridiplantae; Streptophyta; Magnoliopsida; Fabales; Fabaceae
Product: succinate dehydrogenase assembly factor 2, mitochondrial-like
Exons: 5
Coding region: 146-694 (182 amino acids)
Biological process (GO): protein-FAD linkage; tricarboxylic acid cycle; mitochondrial electron transport, succinate to ubiquinone
Cellular component (GO): mitochondrion
Source: RefSeq, a predicted model, not a curated record